CCAAUUGGGAGCGCGGGCACCCGGCGCCAGCGGCGCGGGGAGGUCGGUGGUGCCGGCGGCGGCGGGCGCAGAGCGCAAGGGGAGGAGCGGGAGGAGGCGGAGGAUGUUCCCGGUGGCUGCGACCGGGGCCGCGCGGGCCAGAGGCGCAGCGCGCGGAGCCGUCGGCUGUCCGGCGGAGCGCAGCGGCGGGCUGGCGGGAAGGCGUGGGCUCUGUGCUGUGCCGGGGACUCUGAAUCCGAGUCCCGGGCUUUGUCUCCUGAGCUGCCUUCGUGGUGACGGUCAGGGGCCGCCGGCUCGGCGAAGGGCGCGGGUCGGACGCCGCGGGGCCCGGUCCCGGGCCAGAACGCUGCGCUCUGAAGGGAAGGCUCGGACAAAAAAAGACCAAAUGGCAAAGCAACCUUCCGAUGUAAGUUCUGAGUGUGACCGAGAAGGUAGACAAUUGCAGCCUGCGGAGAGACCUCCCCAGCUCAGACCUGGGGCCCCUACCUCCCUACAGACAGAGCCACAAGGUAAUCCCGAAGGCAAUCACGGAGGUGAAGGGGACAGCUGCCCCCACGGCAGCCCUCAGGGCCCGCUGGCCCCACCGGCCAGCCCUGGCCCUUUUGCUACCAGAUCCCCGCUUUUCAUCUUUGUGAGAAGAUCCUCCGUGCUGUCUCGAUCCUCCAGUGGGUAUUUCUCUUUUGACACAGACAGGAGCCCAGCACCCAUGAGUUGUGACAAAUCAACACAAACCCCAAGUCCUACUUGCCAGGCCUUCAACCACUAUCUCAGUGCAAUGGAAUACAGACUCACUGGUCAGUAGUCAUGUCUGCCCUGGCAAGUGAGGGGCAUCAGGGAGGAGCAGGAAGAAUAUGUGAACCCAGACACUGGGGAGACCUUCAAAAGCACCAGAACACAGAGCCUUUCAGCACAUAAUUCUAUACAUCCUUAACUUGCACGUGCGCUAAUGGAGACCUCCUGUUCCUUUUCUUUUGUCAUGAGAGAGGUCAUCUGUCUGGGCACAAUUUACUUAUUCAACAUUUUUAUGGUUUACAGAUGAGGCCACUGGAUCCUCCCUUGGAAUUGCCCUUCGUAGGGAGGUUCAGUGGCCAGUUGAGUGGUUAGCAAAAUCCAGGUGAAAAGUUUUUGUUUUUAUUCAAAAUGGGAUAAAAAGAAGCAGCUGCCUUUUGUGACUUUAAGUGAGAAGCUUUUAUUUAUGUCUCAGCCCUGAGGUGUGUUAUUGAUCGCCAUAUAUCUGUUAAAUUGUACUUCACUUUGUAUAUAGCCAUUGAAAAUUUUAACCGUGUAAAUAAAAUCGAUAGGCUUUUCCAUGUUUUAUUUUAAAAACUGUUUAAGGCGUAGCUUUUUAGGAUUUUGUUUUUGCUCUUAUUUUUGACCUGUGUCUUGGUCUUCCCUAUCAUGGAGAUGAAAACAGUAAUACCUGAGACCUUAAUGUAGGUUUAGGAGAAAAGAUGCUCGUGACCAAUUUCCUGCUACUGGUUUUAAAUUACGUAGAGGAAGCCACACUUAUUGUGUCAUCAGAAACUUAUAUUUGUAGUUUAAAUUCCCAUCUCCCUCCCCUCUUGCCCAGAUCUGGUUUUUUGACUAGAAACAACUACAGUAACUUCAAAUUAAGCAUUUUAAUUCUAAGGAAUGGUCUUAAGUGAGUCAAUGUAUAUAGAGUUGUAUCUUUACUUUUAAAAGGUCCCUAAAGCAUUUUUCUUCUUGUGGAGAAAUAUACUGGAUAAUUUACAUUGUCAGUAGAAUAAAUAUAGGAGUUUGUGUUUUUGCACUAAAGUAAGUUCAGGGUUGGGCUUCAUUUAGUUGUCCUUAGUUUGGGGGUUAUUUUUGGUUUUCAGAAUGAAAUGGCACAGAUACUUUUAAUCUCCUGAAAGUAAUCUAAAGCUAUAGAAAUGGACCUGUAGCUGUCCCAGAGACUUACUAGGACGAAGGUCAGUGUAGAAAAAUUAAGGAGCAGUAGCAGUAUCCAGUGUCCUGUGUCCUUCUCGGAGAGAACACUGUCACACACUAUCCAGAGCAGCGAUUUCAGGAGCACACCAAGGCGGGCCAGGUGGUCAAGGUUCUUCCCAGGGGAUGUCCUAAAAGGCUCAUGGAAGGAACUUGUUUAGGACCAGAUUUGGUGCAGGUUCAUUGACAAAAAGUGGGGUGGUGAUUAAGAGGGAUCAUAGAUUUCCUUUUUAUAGUUGCAGGGCAGAAUCAAGAUUUUCUAUGAGGAGUAACUUUGUAGCACUCAGUGUUCUUCAGGGAGGACAGCAGUGCCUUAGGAAAUGCGCAUCUGUCCCAGGAAGUAGGCACAUAGGCUGGGAUUCGCAGAGGGCUCCUGCCCAGGUCUCCCACAUGGUGGAAGAUGUUGUCAUGACUCAGCUGGGAAUGUCCUUGAAUAUAGGGAUUACAACUCAGUCUGGGUUUGCUCCUGGCUGCUAGUAAAUAUGUUAAUGUGUGUGUCGGGGACAGCUCUGGUGACAUAGAUAAUUAGUUCUUCUGAUGUUGAAUGAGAAAUGAGUAAAAAGGCAUAAUAUAUUUUAAUGUCUUUAGACUUGGACUUUUAUUAUAAGAGACAGAUAAUAGUGAAAGAGGGAAAACUCUCAUGAAAACUAGUUUCCAGACUUCUGUCCAACUUCACAGCAUUGGUUUACUGGCAGUUUCGAAAUGGUGAGGCUGGAAAUUGAUGAAGUCAGUUUCUUUUGACCAUGGCCACAUAAAGGCAAUGGGCAGUGCACGUUGAAGGAAUAAAUACGAAAACACUGGCCUCAUCUCAUAAACUUUAUUAUUGAUAGUAUUUUAUCCUAACAGCUGUUUUUAAAGCACCAUCUUGAAUUCAUAUGACUGCCCAGGCUUGACACAAAUAUGUUCCAGGGUGACAGAUUGAGGAAACUUUGAGUACUAAUGCUGUUACUUUAUUUCUCAUGGCUUUUCUUUUCAUCCAGUGUCUCAGUGGAAUUGAUUGGGAUUGCCAAAAAAUAAAAUGAUGCAAGUGAGAAAUAGACCUGGAGGGAGGUGUAUGUGUGUGUGUGUCAUUGGUUUCUUGCUUAUUUUAUUUCUGAGAACCAUCAGAGUUGAGGAUUUCAAACACAUGAUUCUGAUAGCAUUUACCACAAAUACUGAUGGCAGUUGCGCUCUUUUGCCUUGUAGCUGACUGGGCCUAGAAACAGCUCCAUCACUCAGGUGGGUUUCAUAAGGAAACAUUAGUGGACUGGUCUGUUGCUUCCCUCCUCCUGUAAGCUUUGAAUAACUCUGAAUGUAGAAAGAUAUUUCUGAAAAUACUUAAAGUAGGAGACUUAACAGUGUUGAAUAAACAUCCUAGAAUUUUUCUUUCUCUAAAUGAAUGCCAGCUUCAGAAAGCCCACCUGCAGACAGAGACAGUGUCUCCUCUAAACAUUUUUGGAGUAUCUAGUGGAAUUGGUUUAAAGCUGGUUUCAGAGUCCACAAAGAAAUGGCCCUUUACAGGAUCCUUUAUUGCUUUUGGUGGUUAAAGCAGAAUCUCUCCAGAGAGUAAAGGUGGACAGCCCUGCAUGUCUAAAGGACAGGCCUUCUCUCUCCUCACAGCCCUGCAGUUCCCGGCUGUGCUUGGCUGUUUCCCACAAGUGCCGGACAGAACAUGCAGUUUUUGGCUAAGUAUGUUCUAUUAUGUGUAUAAAAUCCUCUCUCAGUUCUGAGUUGAAUAUUGAUUCAAAGCUUAAUUCAUGCUGAUUACUUGAAAAUCUAAUCUUGAUUCUACCCGAGUGUUUGUAGAUAUCUGAACAUCUGAAAACAGUGCAGAGUGAAGUGUUCCUGUGAAUUUUAAUUUGGUUUCUGGUGCUACACUUGAAACUCCAUUAAUGAUAAGAUGGGAACUAAAACAGCAGCUGCCCCUCAGAAAUGAGAGUUGUACAAACCUUGUUCCCAGACUGAGGCUGCAGUUGAGAAUGCUUGUGUGUGAUAUGCCCAGCCUCCCAGUACACAUGCCUGAGUCAUUAGAUGUCACUUUACAGCAUCAUCACAGAGAACAGCUGUGUUUUGGAACGAGAAUGUCAUGAUGAGACUUCAGUUCCUUCACUAGGGUAGAGGCUCUUGACGUACAAUCUCUUGGACAUUAAAGAGAAAUCAGAAGGUUUAGCCUGACUGAUACUGAGCUCGUUAUGAAUUGACAGUCUCUCGUUAAAAAAAAAAUUUUCCCGCCUUGGCUGCUGGCACUACAGAAAGUCCUCUGUGAAAGCCCCAGCCUGAUUUCACUAUCAACCAUUUAACCACAGUAUUAAUUUUUCAGUUGUUGAACUUUUAAGAUUUUAAAUUAGAGUUUGGAAAUUGUUGCUGAACCAGAAUAGUUUGUUAAGAAACAUGAAUCUUUGAGUAGAACUAAAGUUCCUUGGUGUUGGAAAAUACCCACCCCCCUCCUCCAAAAAUGGAUUAAGUAUAUACUUCAUGGUAUUUUCUCAUAGGGAAUAAUGUUACCAGUAAGCUCUGGACUUCAAAAAUCAUUUCUAAGAAGUGUGAAGAUUCAGUGGACGUAUCACACUUUUGGCAAAAAUUGCUUGUGUCUGACAUGUUGCAUUAUAAAAGUUUUGAUUAGCCUUUUUUUUUUUUUUUUUUUUUUAAUACAAGUAAAGAGAAGGACAAUGUGGAUCUACCAAGGAAGUCCCCUCUGCCCGAGUCUGCUUCUUGCAGGGUUGGCACUUGUGCUGCAGAUUAUAGCUUUGGCAUCGCUUUACCUCAAGAGCAGUUUACAUUUUAUUGUGCUUUAAAAAAAAAUAAUGCCAGGUUUAUGGAGUGAAAUGCUUUCAUAAAUGCUGAAACUACAUUUUCUGUGGAUAAAAAUGCACCUCAUCAGAAUUUCCCCUUUGAAGAAUUUUAUCAUGUUCACAUAAAAUUACCAAGUUAAAAAUUUGAUCUCCCUACAGAGUAGAAGCUUUCAUUUCAAAUAAAGCCAUUUUAUUGACCAGAUAUCAACAUUUACAGUGGUCACAUUGCAGAUAAUAAAAUAUUUAUGCUUGGUACUUACUUUUCUUAGAAACUAGAAAUGUUAACCUAAGUUAUCUUUUUGAUACCUCGACUAUGUUAGGAUGGUAGGAAUUGGGUUGAGUAUCCAGGUGGGAUUACAGGGGUGAGGGUGGAGCAGCAAAUGUUUGGAAAUUGCUGUAUCCCAUACCCCACGGACUCCAGGCACACUUUUGGAAGACCAUACUGAUGGAUUGCUUUGCCAUCGUGGUGGCAAAGCAAACUGAUGCUAACGUAAAUAAAAACCUUAAUUUUGGUGCUGCUUGGUGCCACUGGGGGGCUGACAGACCCCAUUCAUUUGUCCUGGUAGAUGUCAUCUGGUAUGAGACCAAACACAACUCUCAUUGACAUUAAAUUAGCGAUGAAGUUAAGGAGAGGCUUUCUUUAUCCUCGAAGAAGGCAUUUUGUCACUUAAGAAAUAAUUGAACUUUAUGUUGCACUGUAUUAAUGGAUUAAAACUACCUUUUUAAAAUAGCAGAAUAAGAUUCCUUUUAAAAUAGUAAAAAUAGGGUUUUUGUCAUUUAAUCUUCAUAACCAUAUACUGCUGUGUGCAUACUAGCUAGGUCUUACUGCAGGAUGAGUGUUUGCCCUUACUUUUAGCUUUAUACAUUCAAGGAAUAAGAACUGUAUUUGUAUUCUCAAAAAAACAAACUGGUUUUUUAAAAAAAUAAUGAUAGGUGCUUGUUAGAGUAGCCCCAACAGGUCAGUCUCUUUUGCAAAAUGUAAUUUAUAUUUCCAUAAUAACUUUUUAAAACUACACCUAAGUACAGUUGAUAGCUGUCUUAGUAAUCUGUAGCUAUUGCCAAUUCCAGUAUAUGCAAUUCCAGCAUAAGCCUUGUCUCUAAACCAUUAUCUUUGGUUAAUACAACUCUCCUAACUCUUAAAUGCUAAAGAUAAAUCUCAGGGCUCCAGGGCAUUGCCAUGGUUUCUUACCUUUUGCCCACUAGGGUCUGGUUGGGAAACCAUCCGCACCAGAGUUGGUUAGUAACUUACAAGAGUACAGCCUUCUCUUGUAACCUCCUGCCCCAGCACAUACCCUCACACCCUCCGUUUCUCUCUACCAGAGCUUAGGAAUGUAUUUAUAUCUCUGAAUUUAUUUAAGCUAAUUAAAUUUAGCUACUGAACUUUUCCUUUUGUAAAAGAAACAGGCCAUUUGCUUAUUUGCGUCCCCGAAAGCUAGCAGGACAUUUAUCUCUUAACAUAGAAGUUAAAAUUGUCCACCAGGGUUCCUUAUUUAUCUCCUUGCUGUUUGCUAGGUUGAAUGCAUUCACUAAGUGCUAGUUUUGAUAGGUUGGCUUCUGACAGAGACUGCCCCUUUGAUGGUGUUUGGUGGUGUUUGCAGUUGCCAGCCCAAGCACAAGCCAUGUGGGACCUUCUAAACCACAGACACAAGUCAAGGUGUUAAAGGGAAUCCAGUGGACUUCAUCUACAAGUUGGGAGAAAUUGAUGGGGGGAGUUAUAUUUGUUUUGUCUUAUGAAAAGUAUAAAGUAUGUCUCCUUGUCCAAAAGAAAUUUUGCAGUUAGUUGAAAUCAAGCAGUUAACCCACAAGAAUGUAAGCCCCAUGGAAGCAGGACAUGGCCUCCUCUGAUGCUGUACCCAGAGCACCUCCUAGAACAGUGUCUGGCAUGUGAGUGUUUGUGUUUGUUGAGUGGUUUUGUGACUAUCAUUGAUUUAUUAAGUAUUGGGUAACUUGGCCAGCAAUUUUUACCAGUCUGCCAACUUUAUAAAACAUCCAUCUAUAUUUCACAGAUGUCCUUUUGAUAAUUGGCAUUUUCCUCACUUCUGACCCCAGGGCUGAAGGCAGUUUUCUCUCUCAGUCAUGUGUAGUGACAAACAGGUGGAGCCUGAAGCUCAGGAGAGGUGGGUGAUGAUGUCUUGCUGGCUGGAUGUUCACCUGUGCAUAUGGGUAGGUGCAUCUCCUUUAGGAGGAUUGCAUGAGACCCUUGUGCAGUGGGUGCCCAAACAAAAACUUUUCUUCUUCCCCUAAGGGUGAAUUAACUUGUUUAAAAGCUUCUAAAUCAGGAAAGAAAACUUAAAAACAGUAACUCUUUAAAGGACUGUAAGCCCAGGAAAAGGAUCUAUGACGUUAGCAUCACCUGGUAUCGCAUCUACCCAGAAAUUUUGUUUUCUCCCAGUUUAGUUGCUCAAAAUUAAUUUUAAGACCUUUUAUAGAUUUGUUAGUACAAUCAAAGUAAAUUUUAUAUGAUUGGAUGUAUUCAGAGGCUGUGCCUGACAUCAAAAGUUUGCCUUUCAUCAGCCUUUGCGUUUCUCCACCAGGGCUUCUUAUAGCCGUUCCUCCCUCUGGCUUAUUCACAGAGUGCAGAUAACUCUGGAGGGGAUCGGUGUGUGUCCCCCACUCUUCUCCACCACCCCCACAGGGUGGUGUGAUAUUCUGCCUCUCUUAGGCCCUCAGUCUUUGUGGGAUUAUUGUUAAAUUCAGUUGGGUAGGGGCUGGGGAACAGAGAAGACGAGGCAAGGGUUUUUAGAGGAAUUGGCAAAAACUCUUCAAAGUGUUCACUUUUAAGUGCUUUUAUAGAGCUGUGAAUCAGUAUCAGUUUUACCAGCCUUUUACAAAAAUAAAAAACAGGAAGUUAUGUUCAUACCAUUACAAAAUCCUAUUAUCGUAGGUUUUUACAUGUUUUGUUCUGGCAAAAACGUAAUACGUAUUUUAAUUGUGAGUACAGUAUGCCCAUUUUUAUAGUAAGUUAGCAUAAGUCACACGUGACUAGCAGUGAAAAUCCAAAAAUCUUAUCUCUUUUCCUGUACACAUGUUACUGAACUGUUCGCCUCUGAGUAUAAUGCUUUCCUGGUGGCACAUGGAGAAUAUAAUCUUUCUAAUGCAUAAUGGGAUCUUUGACAACUCACAUUUGUGUUCUCCUUCGUUUUUGGCUGUCACAUGGCUUUUAAUGGUUUCAUUAGUAAACAGAUGAAUGUACUGGGUGUGAAUGUUAGUGACAGCUUAAUGAAAGGGCAGUCCCCCCUCUUUCUUCUCCUUUCAAAAAUGCCUUUGCUCUUAGACCCCAAAACAUUUUUUCUCUCCAUGUGGUGUUUGCAGACUUGAGCCCAUCUUGAUUGGCUGCAUUAAUAUUGAGACAAAACAUGCAAUUACGCUUUCAUUUGGCCCUGGGGUAACCCUCCUGAAGACAGCUGUCUGUAUCAUUGUACGUCGUACUUUAAUAAAAACCAUCUCAUUCAGGUUUCUUAGAGUUUCACUUAUUUUGCUUUGAAUGGGGCAACCAUUUUACCUCAUAUUUUUCUGUGAUGUUUGAAAGUUACGUAGCAAUUUUUACCUUGUAAUAAGAUCAGAAUGGUCAUUUUACUGAAAAGCCAAAUUGUUAUGCUCUAAUUAUGUUUCAGGCACAUUUCUUUGGCAGUAUUUUCCUUUUUUUUUUUUUUUUUUUUUUUUUUUUUUUUUGAGUAUCUUCUUGAAAUGGAAAUGUGUAUGAAUGGGUAGGGAUGCUUUCAGUUCUUGCAAUUCUGAAUCUCCAGUUUUGAAAAAGGAAAUUAUUCUAUAUCUCUUAUUAUUUAACUAAAGUUAUGUAGUGCUACUCUGAUCUUUAAUAGAUGGCUGUAGUUUUUACAGUAAGGGAGCUCCCAGAAACAUGAAAGAGUGUGUGAAAUAGGCUUGCUUCUACUAUAGAGGCUUAUCUUUGGAACUUUCCGAGUGAUCCAUGAACCACAAAGUGAUUUUUGU
This is a messenger RNA of Cebus imitator (Panamanian white-faced capuchin), 8669 nucleotides long. RefSeq names its product BCL2 like 11 (gene BCL2L11). NCBI's taxonomy places the organism in Eukaryota, Metazoa, Chordata, Mammalia, Primates, Cebidae. Gene Ontology annotation, biological process: meiosis I. The transcript has 3 exons. The record is from RefSeq and is a predicted model, not a curated record. The coding region runs from base 104 to 802 and encodes 232 amino acids.